GGGUUAAGGAUCUGGCGUUUCUACAGCUGUGGCAGAGGUCACUGCUGUCCCUGGCCCAGGAACUUCCAUAUGCCAUGCGUGCAGCAAAAGAACAAAAAAACCCAAAAAAUGCAAAGAAAAGAGACAGGAGAGAUUUACAAUAAGAUGUUGACAGUGUUACCUUUGGUGUUAAAAAAAAAAAAAAGGGUGCUUUUUAUUUUCUCUUUGCAACAUUAAUGUAUUUUCCAAAAUUCUAUAAUGAACAAAAAUAAUCCUCAUCAUCCUUGUCUUCCUGUUUUAUUUUACUGUCCCUAGUUUCUCAGACUCUGUGGAUGUUUUUCCUGGCACGUAUUCGCUUUGUUUGGCUUCUUCCAAAAGGGGCUUUGUUAACUUUUGUGUGACUGUUUUCAUUUCGCUUGUCCGUGUAAUGAAUCAUUUGUUGAAUUUCUCUUUUUUUAACUUGACUUUUCCUCUCUUGUCCUUUUGCUCAGCCACCCUGGGAUUAUCGUCUACGGAGGAUGAGGGUGAGGACCCCUGGUACAACAAAGCGUGCAAGUGUGACUGCCAAGGAGGCGCCAAUGCCCUGUGGUCUGCGGGCACCACCCCCUUAGACUGCAUACCGGAAUGCCCGUAUCAUAAGCCCCUGGGGUUCGAGUCAGGAGAGGUUACACCAGACCAGAUUACCUGCUCCAACCUGGAGCAGUACGUGGGCUGGUAUUCCUCGUGGACUGCCAACAAGGCCCGGCUCAACAGUCAAGGCUUUGGGUGCGCCUGGCUCUCCAAGUUCCAGGACAGCAGCCAGUGGUUACAGAUAGAUCUGAAGGAGGUCAAGGUGAUUUCAGGGAUCCUCACCCAGGGCCGCUGUGACAUCGAUGAGUGGAUGACCAAGUACAGCGUGCAGUACAGGACCGAUGAGAGCCUGAACUGGAUUUACUAUAAGGACCAGACUGGAAACAACCGGGUUUUCUAUGGAAACUCAGACCGAACCUCCACAGUCCAGAACCUGCUACGGCCCCCCAUCAUUUCCCGCUUCAUCCGGCUCAUCCCGCUGGGCUGGCACGUGCGCAUUGCCAUCCGGAUGGAGUUGCUGGAGUGCGUCAGCAAGUGUACCUGACGGGGUGCCCGCCAGGGUGCGCAGGGCACGGAGCAGCCGGGCGACUGCUGAUCUACCGCUGUGACCAACAAGGCUGUAUCUUACAGGCUCUACUCAAUGCAGAGCUGGGCAGAGAAGACAUCUUUCUUUCUUUGGUUUUCUUCCUUUCUUUUUUUUUAAAUAUAGUUUGCAUUUCAAUAAACAAACCGAAUUAAAUCUUCACUCAGGGCCAAAGAAAAUAAGAACAAAGAAAAUGUCCCUAAAAACAAUUUUCAUGCAAAAGCAAAGCAGGAGUAAUUUGCUGCUCUCUGGAGUUUUUUGUUUUCGCUUUUUUUUUUUUUUUUUUUUUGAUUGUUUGCUUUUUGGUCUCAGUGACACUGUGCAAGGUGCCCUCCCAGGAGAAUGCAAAGCAGCCCUAAUAAUCUGAAAAUUCUUUUGCUUUACCACAUUCAAAACAAGAACACAGAGUUUCAUAAAGCCUCACUUUGAAAGCAAAGAGGGAGCAAGCUUGUGGGUUCUCCUAGCUUCGUUUUCAUUAAAUCAUGGCCUUUUAGAACUUGAGAGCACUGGGUAUGCAGGGUAAAAGGUUCUGGAGUGACUAGGAGGGUGGGAGCCCAUUUUACGGUCCCCUGAGAGCCAGGUAGGAGGGCCUCCCCUGCUCAGAGUUUCACCCCCAGUCAGUGCAAUUUAUCCUAGUCUGUGGUCACUACUUAGGUGAAUAAUGGACAGGCUGCACAUGUAUGUAGCCAAGUCUCCCUAUAUUUAGGAACCUCAAAUGACCAGAACACACCAGAAUUUCCUUUUAUCUAGGGUAACCAUUUAAAAAAAAAAUUUUUUUUUUGUUUCAUUUUUAUUUUUUUGUCUUUUGUCAUUUCAGGGCCGCACCCGCAGCAUAUGGAGGUUCCCAGGCCAGGGGUCGAAUGGGAGCUGUAGCCGCCGGCCUACACCACAGCCACAGCAACAGCAACACCAGAUCCGAGCCGCGUCUGCGACCCACACCACAGCUCACGGCAAUGCCGGAUCCUUAACCCACUGAGCGAGGCCAGGGAUCGAACCCCUCAACCUCAUGGUUCCUCGUCGGAUUUGUUUCCACUGCGCCACGAUGGGAACUCCAUAGGGCAACCGUUUUUCAACAAGCUUAACACUUUGUAAAUAGUUGGCCGGAAGCUAUCACCGGCUUUACAGAGGAGGCCCAUCAGCUGAGUACACUGCAGGAAGGGGUCAGGACCUAAGAAGCGUGCUGUGGCUACACCCCUGGUGAGCCCACCUUUCUGACCUCUGCCCCCUUGCCUUGUAACAUGGCCUUGGCCUGACCUUCCCCUCCCAGAGGAGCCCAGUAAGCAGGGAGCUGGGGGAAGGUCAGUCCACCUCCUUUGGGGCUUACAGCUCAGACCGUUUUCAGGCCCUUUCCUCAAAGAGACUGAUGACAGGGCGGGUGGGCAGGAGAGGAUUUGAGAGAAGGAGCCGAGAGGGGGUGGAAUCAGAGGAUGAGGGCCCGCCCGCAAGACGAGGGAAUCCAAGACUGUCUUGGCUCUGAUACAGCACAACCUCUGCUAGUGGCUCAGUCCUCUGAGUUACUGUUUGCAAACACCGAGCCGAGCGAAUGGGCUCCCACAACAGGCUCCUGGACGUCGCCUUCACCUUCUCUGUGAAUGGCCGGCCUCCUAAAAGCCCCAAUUCUCUUCCCUGCUGUUUCUGGGCUUAGAAGAGCUUCUUAUUCAACUUGGCAUCUUCCUAAUCCCCAUGCUGUAUGCUUAAACCCGGAAAAAUGCUUUUCCCAGCUCAAUCUUCUCUCAAAUAAGAAGGUAUUGAUUCAGGGUUGGGGGAAAAAAAAAAUCCCUCUCUGGCCUUAGAACAAACACACAGACAAAUACACUUUGAAUGGAAUAACUCCAGAGACCCUUACUGGGAAAGCUGAACGGACUUCUACUGUGACAUCGAUUGUCAGGGAAAAUGGCAGUAGCCUCGGUUGAGGACUCCACCACUGGCACACCCCACACAGGAGGGGAGUAGAGUUAAAUGGAAAAAAGAAAAGAAGUAACAGUGCGAGGCGGCGAUAACGGUUCUCCAAAUAACUGUUUUGGAAAUUCUUGUUUUGGAACAGAUUUAUUGAGAGAAAGUUCACAUGUCAUACAAACAUCACCCAUUUACGCUAUACAAUUAAAGGAUUUUUAGUAACCAUUUUCAGUCAGCUUUAGAACACUUUCACCACCCCCCAAAGAAACCCUGUACCCACUAGCCAUCCUCCUUCCAACCCACUUGCCCAGCCCAGCCCUGGGCAACCAUGAAUGCACUGUCUCUGUAGAUUUGCCUAUUUUGGACAUUUCCCAUACAUGGAAUCAUACAAUAUGUGGGGUUUUUUUCUUCUUUCACUUAGCAUGGUGCUUUCAGGGUUCACUCCUGUUGUACCAUGUAUUAGUACUUCGUUCCUUUUUAUGGCCGAAUAUCAUUUCAUUGUAUGCAUACACCACAUUGUAUUUAUCCAUUCAUCCACUGAUGGACAUUUGGGUUGUUCUCAUGUUUUUGGCUGUUAUCAAUAAUCUGGCUGCUAUCAACAAUUGGGUCCAAGUUUUUAUGUGGACAUGUUUUGUUUUCAUUUAUGUUGGGUAGACACCUAGGAGUGGAAUCAUGGGUCAUAUGGUAACUCUAUGUUCAACCUUUUGAGGAACUAUCAGACUAUUUUCCAAGGUGGCUGCACCAAUUUACGUUCUCACCAGCAAUGUAUGAGGGCUCCAGUUUCUCCACACUUGUCAUUAUCUGUCUUUUUUUUUUUUCCCCCCACACCCAUGGCAUAUGAGAGUUCCUGGACCAGGAAUCAAACCUGCGCUAUAGCAGCGACCCAAGAUGCUGCAGUGACAAUGUUGGAUCCUUAACCCGCUGCAGCACAAGACUCUUUUGACUGUAGCCAUCCUGGUGUGUAUGAAGUAGCAUCUCGUGGUUUUGAUUUACAUUUCCUAAUGACUAAUGAUAUUAAGCAUCUUUUCACGUGUUUACUCUUUAUAUACCUUCUUUGGAGAAAUGUCUGUUCAGACCCUUUGCUCAUUUUUGAGAUUAGCCUAUUUUUUAAAAUAUUGAGUGGUUAAGAGUUCCUUAUAUAUUUACAAUUCCCUUAUCAGACAGAUGAUUUGCAAAUAUUUUCUCCUAUUUUAUGGGUUGUCUUUUCACUGUCUUGAAGGAGUCCUGUGAAACACGUAGUUUAAAAUUUUGAUGAAGUCCAACUUCUUUUCUCCUUGGUUGUUUGUGCUAUUGGUGUCAUAGCUGAGAAACCAUUGCCAAAUCCAGAUCAUGAAGAUUAUUUACUCUUCUGUUUUCUUCCAAGAGUUUUGUAGUUUUACCUCUUACAUUGAGAUCUUUGAUCGAUUCUGAGUUAAUUUUUGUAUAUGAUAUGAGGAAGGGGUCCAACUUCACUCUUUGUAUGUGGAUGUCCAAAUGUCCCAGCACCGCUUGUCAAAAAGACUGUUCUUUCCCCAUUGAAUGACCUUGGACCUUUAUCCAGAAUCAAUUUGACCACAAGGUGAGGGCUUAUUUCUGGACACUCAAUUCUUCUUUUUAUUUUUUAUUUAUUUAUUUAUUUUUUUUGCUUUUUUAGGUCCAUACUCGUGGCAUAUGUAAGUUUCCAGGCUAGGGGUUGAAUUGGUGCUGCAGCUGCCAGCCUAUGCCACAGCUACAGCAACGUGAGAUUCGAGCCAAGUCUGUGACCUACACCACAACUCACAGCAACACCGGAUCCUUAACCCACUGAGCGAGGCCAGGGAUCAAACCCGCAUCCUCAUGGAUACUAGUAGGGUUCUUUACUGCUGAGCCACAUUGGAAACUCCUAUUUUUAUUUUUUAAAAUAUUUUAUUGGAACAUAAUUGAUUCACAAAGCUGUGUUAAUUUCAGGUGCACAGCAAAGCAAAUCAGCUAUACACAUAUCUAUUCUUUUUCGGAUUCUCCUCCCACAUAGGUUAUCAUUGACGCUUAAUUCUAUUUCGUUGAUCUAUAUGUUUAUCUUUAUGCAAGGACUACACUGUUUUGAUUAUUGCAGCUUUGUAGGAAGCUUUCGAAUUGUAAUGCAAGAGUCCUCCAACUCUGUUCUUCUUCAAGAUUGUUUUGGCUAUCUUGUAUUACCAUAAGAAUUUUAGGAUCAACCUGUCAAUUUCUGCAAAGAAGUAAGUGGGAUUUCCUACUGGAAAUUGCACAGUACUUCAGAAUUUAAUAAACACUGAGAUAUGUAAACCAUUUGUCUGUAGAUAAUUUGUUCAUGACAGCAUAUGAAUCUCUUCACUUAAUUCAUUACAGAAUGUAUUAAAAAAUAAAACUGUUAUUGAGGGAUAUCUGAAGCCCAACAGAAUCUUGCUAUUAAACACAUGAACUAUACUUGCAGUAUUAUUUCUUUUGGAGGGGAAACUUCCAGUUAAAGAAUAUAUAUAUAUAUAGUAGCAAAAACUCAUUCCCUUACCUUAUGUUAAC
This is a messenger RNA of Sus scrofa (pig), 5524 nucleotides long. It is a transcript of the gene RS1, whose product is annotated as retinoschisin 1. The record is from RefSeq and is a predicted model, not a curated record. Gene Ontology annotation, cellular component: plasma membrane. Gene Ontology annotation, molecular function: signaling receptor activity. Lineage: Eukaryota; Metazoa; Chordata; Mammalia; Artiodactyla; Suidae.